AUGCUGGAUUUGAACUUUAUCAACCCGACUGCUCUUCCCAAGCAAUACAUCGAUCUCCUCCCAUCUCAGGCAGAGUGGGAUGCACAGAGGAACGUACACAUUUUAAACGGGCGACCUUUACUUAUCAGACCAGAUCAACACAUUGAUCACCCAAGUGGUGACUACGAAGCAGGCCUACCCCAUAACAUUGGAGGGCUCAUACUAUCACACAUUGCAGACAGCGGCAUACCUAUCUCUUAUCCAGGAGAAAGACCAGACGCCCCUUGGAACCUCCCUGUCCAGGAUCCCGUACCACAACCGAUUCUUGCACCAAUCAUAUCCGAUUACAUACCACCGAUGGCUACAGUUACCAUGGAUGGAGGACAUCACCAUGUCAGCCAGAAGGAACUUGGUUUUAGAAAACCCGAGAUCUUCAACGGUUCAGACCGUUCGAAGCUUAGGGAAUUUAUAAACCAAUGCAAGAAUUACAUGGCCGGAAAUAGCCAUGUCUACCAGGAGGACAAUCAGAAGAUCGCAUUCGUGUUAUCGCACAUGCAAGGAGGAAUAGCAGGAUCAUGGGCACAGAGCUUCAUAGAAACGGAACUCACCAAUGAUGACUUCCUUUCUUAUGGGAGUUGGAGAGACUUCAUUGCGAGUGUGAACAAAGCAUUUGGCGAUGAAAAUAUUGAAGAAACCGCUCGUACCUUGCUGCAUAACAUCAAGCAAGGAACUCGUACUGCGGACGACUACAUUGCCAAAUUCCGAUCGCUUGAAUUCAAGGCAAAACUAGAAGAUGCCGGAAAUAUCGAGUAUUUCAAGUGGGGGCUUAACGACCCACUCUGA
Molecule: messenger RNA, 822 nt
Organism: Sparassis crispa
Lineage: Eukaryota; Fungi; Basidiomycota; Agaricomycetes; Polyporales; Sparassidaceae
Exons: 1
Coding region: 1-822 (273 amino acids)
Source: RefSeq, a predicted model, not a curated record